This is a messenger RNA of Ctenopharyngodon idella (grass carp), 2952 nucleotides long. It is a transcript of the gene pals2b, whose product is annotated as protein associated with LIN7 2, MAGUK p55 family member b. Gene Ontology annotation, molecular function: protein binding. Bases 181 to 2022 code for a protein of 613 amino acids. The record is from RefSeq and is a predicted model, not a curated record. NCBI's taxonomy places the organism in Eukaryota, Metazoa, Chordata, Actinopteri, Cypriniformes, Xenocyprididae. Gene Ontology annotation, cellular component: plasma membrane; cell-cell junction. The transcript is spliced from 14 exons.
UCUGAUUGCUCCAUUCGCACAGACGUCACUCUUAAGGCGAGGCUUAGCAUUUGAUUGGCAUUGUGUGUGUCCGAAUAGUUAACCACGGGACCCACGACCAGUGAAAGCUUUGAAUAUCUGGCCGGGACGACUGGAGAGGACUCGGAACAACCUAGAGUCGGCACUUGCCUGGAGCAGUGGAUGAGAAGUUUGCAGCAGCACGGGGAGGGAGCGGGAACAACAUCGGCCACAAAGGCAAGUCAGCAUUUGUGCAGUUUUGGUCCAGAGCAGAGGUCAGGAAUGAUUCUUACUUUGGGCGAAACGUUCUCAAACGGAGCAGGUUCUAACUCGGAUGCCGGGGACAUUGGAGAAACUGGGGAGGGGGCGUCUGAACUUGCUGAGAACGCAGAGACUUCCGGAGCUAUGCAGCAGGUGCUGGAUAACCUGGGCGAGUUGCCUUCCACCACUGGGGCUAAAGACAUUGACCUCAUCUUCCUCAAAGGCAUCAUGGAGAGUCCUAUUGUCCGCUCGCUGGCCAAGGCUCAUGAGCGUUUGGAGGAUGUGAAGUUGGAGGCUGUGCAGGAGAAUAAUGUUGAGCUUGUGACUGAGAUUCUGGGUGACAUCAGAGGGCUGAGCGUACGAGAUGACAGUGCUGCAGAGCUCUCCAAAAUCCUGCAGGAACCCCAUUUUCAGUCUCUUUUGGAGGCCCAUGACAUGGUGGCGUCUAAGUGCUAUGAAGCCCCAGCCCCUGCUGAAGUGAUCAAUGAUGCGGCAGUAAACAACGCUCUUAUGCAGGCUGAUGCGGUCAGGAUGAUUGGCAUCCGCAAGAAAGCAGGAGAACCUCUGGGUGUUACCUUCCGAAUGGACAAGGGUGACCUGGUAAUCGCCCGCAUCCUUCACGGAGGGCUGAUUGACAGGCAGGGGCUGCUGCAUGUGGGUGACAUCAUAAAGGAGGUAAAUGGGAAGGAUGUUGGCAAUAAUCCCACUGAGCUCCAGGAGAUGCUCAAAGAAUGUAGUGGAGGAAUAACGCUGAAAAUAUUGCCCAGCUACAGAGAUGCUCCGGCACCACCACAGGUGUAUGUGCAGCCACAUUUUGACUACAAUCCAGCCAAUGACAAUCUAAUUCCAUGCAGAGAGGCGGGACUUGCUUUCAAAAGGGGUGAUAUCCUACAGAUUGUCAACAGAGAAGACCCAAACUGGUGGCAGGCAUGCCAUCUGGUGGAAGGAGGUACUGGGUUGAUUCCCAGCCAGUUUCUGGAAGAAAAGAGGAAAGCAUUUGUUCCUAAAGACCUUGAUGGAGCAGGAAUCCUAUGUGGAACAAUAACUGGUAAAAAGAAGAAGAAGAUGAUGUACCUCACUGCCAAAAAUGCAGAGUUUGAUCGUCACGAGCUCCAGAUCUACGAGGAAGUAGCACGUAUGCCACCAUUUCAGAGGAAAACCCUCAUUCUGAUUGGAGCGCAAGGAGUGGGGCGUCGUAGCCUGAAAAACCGACUAGUUGUACUACAUCCCACCCGCUUUGGUACCACUGUACCGCAUACGUCUCGGCGGCCUCGCGAUGACGAGCGAGAUGGUCAGUCGUAUAGAUUUGUAACGCGUCUAGAGAUGGAGACCGAUAUCAAGGCGGGCCGGUACUUGGAACACGGAGAGUACGACGGCAACCUCUACGGCACUAAAAUCGACUCCAUCCAUGAGGUGGUGAACAAAGGUCGUACGUGUAUCCUGGACGUCAAUCCUCAGGCUCUGAAGGUGUUAAAAACUGCAGAGUUCAUGCCAUAUGUUGUGUUCAUCGCAGCUCCAGAAUUCGAUACACUGAAGGCCAUGCACAAAGCUGUGGUUGAUGCUGGACUCACCACCAAACAACUCACGGAUGUGGACCUGAAAAAGACAGUAGAUGAAAGCGCUCGUAUCCUGCGGGCGUACAGACACUACUUUGACCUCAUCAUUGUCAAUGACAACCUAGACUGUGCGUUUGAGAAACUCCAGUCAGCUGUGGACCAACUCUGCACUGAACCGCAGUGGGUUCCAGUGAGCUGGGUUUACUGAGGGCAUCUUUAGAAGCUCACCAUACAAGUGUGUUUGAGUGUGUGUGUGUGUGUGUGUGUGUGUGUGUGUGUAUGUACAGUAUGUGUAUGACUGGUAUCUAAGUUGACUGAUAUGGGGCAGAGUGAAGUUGCGUUUUUGGAAUGACCAACCAAAUGAGUCAUUUCCCACAAAAGUACCGUUACCCCGGUCCUCUUUUUUGUGCACACAAUGCAACAUUUUUUCUACUCAAACUGAAAGGGAAGAGUACUUAUUUAUUUUAGUAUUUGUAUGUUUUUAAUGAAUAUCUUUCUAUUUGUAACAUCUUUGGAGUUGAAAGAAAAGAAAAACGAGGAAAACUAAAACUGGCCUUGGCGAAUCAGAGGCCAUAUUUUUUAAUUUAUUAUUGUAGUUAUUUUUACAUGUGUUCCUUCUUCAUUUUGUAGAUCCUGAACCUACUGUGAUGUUUUGAUUUAUACUCAAAUGAAGGACUAAACUGACAAGAGUGUAGCAGGCCAAGGGCUUAUCUAGAACAUUUUAGAUCCUAAAACCAUGAACCAUAAAACUGUUUACAUAGACCUUUACAUCUCUUAACCGUUUGUUUGCUUGUCUUCAUAUCCAAAAGAGAAGUAUUUUAUCUCUUUUAUGCAAAAGUCCAUAUCAAUGUGUGCAGUUUGUUUUAUUUAUAGUGUGUUUUGUAACAUUUCAUUCACCAAUUUUGUCUUUUGUACAACAUUGGGCUGCACAAUGUGUCUGUGUCUUAUGAUCCUCAGUCAUUUUAAGGAACCGAACAAAUAGUCCUGUUAAUUUCAGCCAUUUUCUUUGUUUUUUCUUUCUUGAAUGUCUCAAAAAUUCUGUUCCAGAAUGUCAUGACCUUUCUGCCAAAUGUUUUUUUUUGUCUCUGUGUUGGCAAGACCUCAACAACAAGGCAAUUAAACAGGCUGACCAUUGUUA